GCAGUGGCGUGCUGGGAGGGUCUCGAGCUGGGGUCAGUCUAGCCGUCCGUCCUCUGCUGUGCAAGUGCGGGCGCUCCCGGGGCUCUGGAAGUGAGGGCGCGCCUGGAACGCCCCAGUCCGGCCAGGCUUGGCACGGGGCGCCGCCCCCGAGACCUCCGAGGAGUCAGCUCCUCUGUGGUUCCCGAGACCCUGGAGUUCGUCUCUCGCGGCUCAGUGCCCUCACGGAGGUUGGAGUGUACUUGCAGAGGUCGUUAUCUGCGGAGGUCGAAUCUGCUCGUGGGGAGGAGGAGGGGCGUGCCCGUGUUCCAGCUUUUGCGCGGUGGCCCCUGGGUGGGGUGAAGCUCCCCAGUCUUUAUUAUCGUCCCCCGCCCCAGUGUGGGCCGCUGGCUGCAGGAUGAACUGUCGCUCGGAGGUGCUGGAGGUGUCGGUGGAGGGGCGGCAGGUAGAGGAGGCCAUGCUGGCUGUGCUGCACACGGUGCUCCUGCACCGGAGCACAGGCAAGUUCCACUACAAGAAGGAGGGCACCUACUCUAUCGGCACUGUGGGCACCCAGGACGUGGACUGUGACUUCAUCGACUUCACCUACGUGCGUGUCUCUUCUGAGGAACUAGACCGUGCCCUGCGCAAAGUUGUAGGGGAAUUCAAGGAUGCACUGCGCAACUCUGGUGGUGAUGGGCUAGGCCAGAUGUCCUUGGAGUUCUACCAGAAGAAGAAGUCUCGCUGGCCCUUUUCAGACGAGUGCAUCCCGUGGGAAGUGUGGACAGUGAAGGUGCACGUGGUAGCCCUGGCCACGGAGCAGGAGCGGCAGAUCUGCCGGGAGAAGGUGGGUGAGAAACUCUGUGAGAAGAUCAUCAACAUUGUGGAGGUGAUGAACCGACAUGAGUACCUGCCCAAGAUGCCCACGCAGUCAGAGGUGGACAACGUGUUUGACACGGGCUUACGGGACGUACAGCCCUACCUCUACAAGAUCUCCUUUCAAAUCACUGAUGCCCUGGGCACCUCCGUCACCACCACCAUGCGCAGGCUCAUCAAAGAUACUCUUGCCCUCUAGGCCUCUCUGGAGCAUGGGAGCUCUUUGAUGGCCCCAGACCUUGGCUUCUGGGGAUUGUACUGUUAGGCCCUUGGGGCUCUGGAGUUAGUUCUUGGUGAGACUUGGAAGGGACAGCCCCUGGCUUCCUUGUUUUGUGGUUGCCAGCCUGGUCAUCCCUUUAACCUUUACUGACAUUCGUGUUGUGCCUACACUGUCUCUCCACACCCCUAGUGGGGUUCCCCUUCCUUCUCCACUGUACAGAAGAGCCACCAGUAGGAUGGUGAAUAAAGUUGAGAGUAUGA
Nycticebus coucang (slow loris) is the source of this 1332-nucleotide messenger RNA. It is a transcript of the gene ATG101, whose product is annotated as autophagy related 101. The record is from RefSeq and is a predicted model, not a curated record. Lineage: Eukaryota; Metazoa; Chordata; Mammalia; Primates; Lorisidae. Bases 395 to 1051 code for a protein of 218 amino acids. The transcript is spliced from 4 exons. Gene Ontology annotation, biological process: autophagy; autophagosome assembly. Gene Ontology annotation, cellular component: phagophore assembly site.